AGUCCAGCCGCAACCUGGGAGUGGGAAGCUGGAGGCAGCCCAGACCUCCUGGAGCCCUGCAGUCCUGGGGCAGAGACAGAAUCAGGACACAGCUCGAGGUCAGGGCCAGAGGCUGGAGCUGAGGGCCUAGAGUGAGAGGGGGCAAGGCAAGGGGGGGAGAGGAAGAGAGGCAGGAUUAGAGAGAGGAGGCAGGCCAGAAAGAGGAGAGCAGGAGAGACCCAAAGAGAAACAGAAGGCAGAUAGAGAGGGAGUGAGAGGCAGGAGCUGAGACACAGAUCCUGGAGGAAGAAGACCAAAGGAAGGGGGCAGAGACAGAAAGGGAGGUGCUAGGACAAAACUCGAAAGGUGGCCCUAUCAGGGAAGCAGAGGAGAGGCCGUUCUAGGGAAGCCCAGCUCCGGCACUUUUGGCCCCAACUCCCGCAGGUCUGCUGGCUCCAGGAAAGGUGGAGGAGGGAGGGAGGAGUGGGAGAAUGUGGGCGCAGGGUGGGACAUGGGCAUGGCCAGGGGCAGCCUCACUCGGGUUCCAGGGGUGAUGGGAGAGGGCACUCAGGGCCCAGAGCUCAGCCUUGACCCUGACCCUUGCUCUCCCCAAUCCACUCCGGGGCUCAUGAAGGGGAACAAGCUGGAGGAGCAGGACCCUAGACCUCUGCAGCCCAUACCAGGUCUCAUGGAGGGGAACAAGCUGGAGGAGCAGGACUCUAGCCCUCCACAGUCCACUCCAGGGCUCAUGAAGGGGAACAAGCGUGAGGAGCAGGGGCUGGGCCCCGAACCUGCGGCGCCCCAGCAGCCCACGGCGGAGGAGGAGGCCCUGAUCGAGUUCCACCGCUCCUACCGAGAGCUCUUCGAGUUCUUCUGCAACAACACCACCAUCCACGGCGCCAUCCGCCUGGUGUGCUCCCAGCACAACCGCAUGAAGACGGCCUUCUGGGCAGUGCUGUGGCUCUGCACCUUUGGCAUGAUGUACUGGCAAUUCGGCCUGCUUUUCGGAGAGUACUUCAGCUACCCCGUCAGCCUCAACAUCAACCUCAACUCGGACAAGCUCGUCUUCCCCGCAGUGACCAUCUGCACCCUCAAUCCCUACAGGUACCCGGAAAUUAAAGAGGAGCUGGAGGAGCUGGACCGCAUCACAGAGCAGACGCUCUUUGACCUGUACAAAUACAGCUCCUUCACCACUCUCGUGGCCGGCUCCCGCAGCCGUCGCGACCUGCGGGGGACUCUGCCGCACCCCUUGCAGCGCCUGAGGGUCCCGCCCCCGCCUCACGGGGCCCGUCGAGCCCGUAGCGUGGCCUCCAGCUUGCGGGACAACAACCCCCAGGUGGACUGGAAGGACUGGAAGAUCGGCUUCCAGCUGUGCAACCAGAACAAAUCGGACUGCUUCUACCAGACAUACUCAUCAGGGGUGGAUGCGGUGAGGGAGUGGUACCGCUUCCACUACAUCAACAUCCUGUCGAGGCUGCCAGAGACUCUGCCAUCCCUGGAGGAGGACACGCUGGGCAACUUCAUCUUCGCCUGCCGCUUCAACCAGGUCUCCUGCAACCAGGCGAAUUACUCUCACUUCCACCACCCGAUGUAUGGAAACUGCUAUACUUUCAAUGACAAGAACAACUCCAACCUCUGGAUGUCUUCCAUGCCUGGAAUCAACAACGGUCUGUCCCUGAUGCUGCGCGCAGAGCAGAAUGACUUCAUUCCCCUGCUGUCCACAGUGACUGGGGCCCGGGUAAUGGUGCACGGGCAGGAUGAACCUGCCUUUAUGGAUGAUGGUGGCUUUAACUUGCGGCCUGGCGUGGAGACCUCCAUCAGCAUGAGGAAGGAAACCCUGGACAGACUUGGGGGCGAUUAUGGCGACUGCACCAAGAAUGGCAGUGAUGUUCCUGUUGAGAACCUUUACCCUUCAAAGUACACACAGCAGGUGUGUAUUCACUCCUGCUUCCAGGAGAGCAUGAUCAAGGAGUGUGGCUGUGCCUACAUCUUCUAUCCGCGGCCCCAGAACGUGGAGUACUGUGACUACAGAAAGCACAGUUCCUGGGGGUACUGCUACUAUAAGCUCCAGGUUGACUUCUCCUCAGACCACCUGGGCUGUUUCACCAAGUGCCGGAAGCCAUGCAGCGUGACCAGCUACCAGCUCUCUGCUGGUUACUCACGAUGGCCCUCGGUGACAUCCCAGGAAUGGGUCUUCCAGAUGCUAUCGCGACAGAACAAUUACACCGUCAACAACAAGAGAAAUGGAGUGGCCAAAGUCAACAUCUUCUUCAAGGAGCUGAACUACAAAACCAAUUCUGAGUCUCCCUCUGUCACGAUGGUCACCCUCCUGUCCAACCUGGGCAGCCAGUGGAGCCUGUGGUUCGGCUCCUCGGUGUUGUCUGUGGUGGAGAUGGCUGAGCUCGUCUUUGACCUGCUGGUCAUCAUGUUCCUCAUGCUGCUCCGAAGGUUCCGAAGCCGAUACUGGUCUCCAGGCCGAGGGGGCAGGGGUGCUCAGGAGGUAGCCUCCACCCUGGCAUCCUCCCCUCCUUCCCACUUCUGCCCCCACCCCAUGUCUCUGUCCUUGUCCCAGCCAGGCCCUGCUCCCUCUCCAGCCUUGACAGCCCCUCCCCCUGCCUAUGCCACCCUGGGCCCCCGCCCAUCUCCAGGGGGCUCUGCAGGGGCCAGUUCCUCCACCUGUCCUCUGGGGGGGCCCUGAGAGGGAAGGAGAGGUUUCUCACACCAAGGCAGAUGCUCCUCUGGUGGGAGGGUGCUGGCCCUGGCAAGAUUGAAGGAUGUGCAGGGCUUCCUCUCAGAGCCGCCCAAACUGCCGUUGAUGUGUGGAGGGGAAGCAAGAUGGGUAAGGGCUCAGGAAGUUGCUCCAAGAACAGUAGCUGAUGAAGCUGCCCAGAAGUGCCUUGGCUCCAGCCCUGUACCCCUUGGUACUGCCUCUGAACACUCUGGUUUCCCCACCCAACUGCGGCUAAGUCUCUUUUUCCCUUGGAUCAGCCAAGCGAAACUUGGAGCUUUGACAAGGAACUUUCCUAAGAAACCGCUGAUAACCAGGACAAAACACAACCAAGGGUACACGCAGGCAUGCACGGGUUUCCUGCCCAGCGACGGCUUAAGCCAGCCCCCGACUGGCCUGGCCACACUGCUCUCCAGUAGCACAGAUGUCUGCUCCUCCUCUUGAACUUGGGUGGGAAACCCCACCCAAAAGCCCCCUUUGUUACUUAGGCAAUUCCCCUUCCCUGACUCCCGAGGGCUAGGGCUAGAGCAGACCCGGGUAAGUAAAGGCAGACCCAGGGCUCCUCUAGCCUCAUACCCGUGCCCUCACAGAGCCAUGCCCCGGCACCUCUGCCCUGUGUCUUUCAUACCUCUACAUGUCUGCUUGAGAUAUUUCCUCAGCCUGAAAGUUUCCCCAACCAUCUGCCAGAGAACUCCUAUGCAUCCCUUAGAACCCUGCUCAGACACCAUUACUUUUGUGAACGCUUCUGCCACAUCUUGUCUUCCCCAAAAUUGAUCACUCCGCCUUCUCCUGGGCUCCCGUAGCACACUAUAACAUCUGCUGGAGUGUUGCUGUUGCACCAUACUUUCUUGUACAUUUGUGUCUCCCUUCCCAACUAGACUGUAAGUGCCUUGCGGUCAGGGACUGAAUCUUGCCCGUUUAUGUAUGCUCCAUGUCUAGCCCAUCAUCCUGCUUGGAGCAAGUAGGCAGGAGCUCAAUAAAUGUUUGUUGCAUGAA
Molecule: messenger RNA, 3703 nt
Organism: Homo sapiens (human)
Lineage: Eukaryota; Metazoa; Chordata; Mammalia; Primates; Hominidae
Gene: SCNN1A
Product: sodium channel epithelial 1 subunit alpha
Exons: 12
Coding region: 491-2677 (728 amino acids)
Biological process (GO): cellular response to acidic pH; sodium ion import across plasma membrane; sodium ion transport
Cellular component (GO): cytosol; membrane; cytoplasm
Molecular function (GO): sodium channel activity; WW domain binding; ligand-gated sodium channel activity
Source: RefSeq, marked reviewed